This is a messenger RNA of Chenopodium quinoa (quinoa), 1239 nucleotides long. Its product is annotated as F-box/kelch-repeat protein At3g23880-like. Gene Ontology annotation, molecular function: protein binding. Bases 1 to 1239 code for a protein of 412 amino acids. The record is from RefSeq and is a predicted model, not a curated record. The transcript has a single exon. NCBI's taxonomy places the organism in Eukaryota, Viridiplantae, Streptophyta, Magnoliopsida, Caryophyllales, Amaranthaceae.
AUGGCGGAAAAUUCUGCAGGAAGCUCCAAAACGCUCAAAAAUGGCGAACGUUUAUUACCUUCCGAAUUGAAAGAAGAAAUCUUCGCAAAACUCCCUGUGAAAGACAUUCUACGUUCUCGAAGCGUGUGCAAACCCUGGAAAACGCUGAUCGACAACCAAGAAUUCAAGAAAAAGCUCUUUGAAGAAGCAAAACGCUCAAAUUCAAAACUCAUUAUAUGGCGUAAGAGCUUUUCAUCCCUUGAACCCACUCUCCAAAUCCUCUGUCCUCCUUUUAACAGCGUUUCACCUCCAAUUGAAAUUAAUCUUAGUCAAUUUCUUGAUGAUUCUGUUUUUGAUGAUUCUGAUAUUAUGAUUGUUUCAUCUGGGGGUGUUGUUGAUAAUCUUGAUUUUAAGAAAUUUGGGGUUGUUGAUGGGAUUGUUUGUUUGGGUUGGAAUUCAUUUGUUGUUGUUUGGAAUCCUUAUACUAGGGAAUUUAAGAGGUUUAAUGCUCCUAAAAAGGAUUGGGUUUUUGAUUUACUUGAAGAUUCUGGGAUUAAUUAUGAUGUUUUUCUUAAUGAUCAAAUUUGUGCAUUUGGGUUUGAUCCAAUUGAGCAAGAUUACAAGUUUUUGAUUGCUCAUUUUACUUCUGCUUUGAUAAAUGAUGGGAAUUGUAAGAAUAAGGUGUUGUUUCAGCUGUAUUCUGUGAGGAAUAAUGCUUGGAGAGGGGCCGUUUUCGACUUCCCGUUCAUUAAUGGGGUUGUUACUGGUGAUGGGUUUAUGAAUGAUGGGAAGUUCUAUUGGUUUGUUAAGAAAUGUGGUGAGAAGAUGGAGAAUGGUAGUUUUAGUCCUGCUGUUAUUGCUUUUGAUUUUUGUAACGAGGUUUUCGAAGUGAUCAAAUUGCCUGUGGAAUUAGCUCGUGGAGAUGACACGAUUGCUGUGGCUAAUCGCGGGGUUUUGGAGAUAAUCUUGAGUUACGACGAUGAUAGGAAAGAGGAGGGUUCGCGCAGUGAGGUUUGGGUUAUGGGAGAUGGUGGAUCAUGGAGCAGGACAUUGAGUGUUGAUCUGCCUUGUAUGGUUGAUAGACCUAUUGGAGUAUUGAAGGAUGGUGAGAUCAUGUUUGAAAAACCGAGUAGGGUAGAUGGAGUUAAGGAGCUUGUGUUGAUUGAUCCUGCUACUGAUUCGUGUAAGAAACUUGGCCUUGAUGGAACAGAACUUUGGAUGUUCAACUAUGUUCAAAGCUUAUUCUCAAUCAAGCAAUGA